AUGGUGGCAAACUUGCUUGAUAGUGUUAUUCAAAAAGAGACGAAGAUAUGGUUUUUUUAUAUUAUAAUUUCAGAGCCUACAUGUCAGAACUGGUAUGUUACAGUAUCAGUUCAUCACCUCUUUCCGUUGGAUGACGUGGCAUGGACAUCUGAUGUUCAUUUGAUGCUCCACAACAAUAACAACAAAUGUUUGAGAUCAGGAAAAACUCAUCCAAGUUUUGAUCACCGUGGUCUACGUUUUGAUGGCUCGUCAUAUUCCAGUUUAAAGCUGACAAUAAACAGUAGUGAUUUAACAGGAGACUUUUCCCUUAUGACUUAUAUUUAUUUUCAGAACUACUCGUCUGGAAAAAUAAUUCAAAUUUUAUCCUCAUCGGGAAACACUGUUCUAGAAUUAAUACACACAGGCACGGGUGUUUAUUUCGAAGCAUUUACAACAAGUUCUUCGUGUGCCCUUUCACAUAUCACUACAAAUAUCAAUUUCAAUUCGUGGAUUCUGUUGGGAAUACUGAGGGAAACAAACCAAUUACUGGUGUCGAUUGAUGACAGUAUUUUUCAUAUUCCUGAUACUUGCGGUUCAUUUGGAUUAUCUGGCAAUGCCUACAUUGAAAUAGGUAAUUCUGAGAGAGGGAGUAUUGGAUUUCGUGGUAGCAUGAGAUGUCUUGUUCUUUUCAACGAAUUACUCGAUACUAAUGUUGGAAGUACUAUGAAACAUUAUUGUACAUCAGCACAAUCGGAUGCUGUAGCAAAUGUUAUCAACAAUUGUGCUCUACAGCCUUUAUGUGAGAGAAAAUACCUGCUCUUAAGACAUAAUAUGAAGCCA
Molecule: messenger RNA, 819 nt
Organism: Lottia gigantea (owl limpet)
Lineage: Eukaryota; Metazoa; Mollusca; Gastropoda; Lottiidae
Exons: 2
Source: RefSeq, a predicted model, not a curated record